This is a messenger RNA of Thalassophryne amazonica, 5600 nucleotides long. It is a transcript of the gene cyld, whose product is annotated as cylindromatosis (turban tumor syndrome), a. Gene Ontology annotation, cellular component: cytosol. Bases 371 to 3238 code for a protein of 955 amino acids. Lineage: Eukaryota; Metazoa; Chordata; Actinopteri; Batrachoidiformes; Batrachoididae. Gene Ontology annotation, biological process: regulation of intrinsic apoptotic signaling pathway; positive regulation of extrinsic apoptotic signaling pathway; regulation of mitotic cell cycle. The transcript has 17 exons. The record is from RefSeq and is a predicted model, not a curated record. Gene Ontology annotation, molecular function: cysteine-type deubiquitinase activity; K63-linked deubiquitinase activity.
UACCUUUUCGCUAUUGUGGCCGGCUCCUGUAAAUAAGAUAUCUCAUAGGUGCACAGUGUAUGAUUAAACACAUUUUCUGAUGGAGGACAGAUUAAAUACAUUCGGCGCUCUUGACGUUUCGUGUUGGCAAUCCUCUGUGAGCCCGCUUGUUGCUGUGACAUCUCCCCAAGCUACCGUAGCAUGCUACAUUAGCCGGCUAGGAUGCUAGCGUUACUAGCCUCGUAGCUAAUAAGGUUGUUAUUACAGGCCGAGCGUUCACUAAACGGGACAAACAUUUGAAAUGACAGCCGGCUGUAAGUGAACGGAAGACCAUCAAAGACCACAGGUCAAGGUUGCCUUGAUGUUAGACCUCCUGUUCUAGCAUGCAGCCAUGAGCUCUGCCCUGUGGAGCCAGGAGAAGCCCAGUGGUGGCUUCAGGGAGGACUGGCGCUUCUACAUAGUAGUCAAGGAUUGUUCGGUGGAAAAGCAUCCCCAGAAGACCCUGAGAAUCCCCCGUGGCAGCCUCGGCCAGGCCUGUCAGGAACGCAACAGCUUAGGGCGCACACUACCACCUUGCAAGGGCAAGAAAAGUCUCCGCAUUCUAGACCAGACCAAUGUGGUUCUGAGCUUGGAUGAGCGGGAUGUUCUGGAGUUGGACGAGAAGCUAGCUGAGCUGCUUUUCCCCAUUACCAACUGUGAGGAGCGCUAUGCCCUCCUUUGCAACAAGGCACGGCUUGAACGUGUCCGUGACAUUGACUGUGGCUCGAAGGUGCGGGUCCAGCUGCGCUCAGGGGAUGAACCACUUCCUGGUGUUGUGCGGUUCAAGGGCUCACUUCUGCCUGAUAGGGCCCUCUCUGGUGUGUGGUUUGGUGUGGAGCUGCUGGAGGAAGGCCGUGGUCAAGGCUUCACAGAGGGCUCCUACCAGGGACGCCAGCUCUUCCGAUGUGAAGAUGAGUGUGGUGUGUUUGUAGCCCUGGACAAGCUGGAACUCUGGGAAGAUGAGGAUGAGGAGCUGGGUGAGCUGGAGGUUGACCACAUCAAUUUGGUGGAUGAGGAACAGGACUUUCCACCUUUGGAGAUCAACUCCAGGGUCCUGGUACAGACCAGAGAUGGACCGGAGAGAGGCACCAUAAUUUUUUGUGACCUUUUGCCAGGCAAUGAGAGUCUGGGCUACUAUGUUGGAGUUGAUAUGGAUAAUCCUAUCGGGGACUGGGAUGGUGUGUUUGAUGGGAAGCUGCUAUGUAAUUUUGCCAGUUUGGAACACACUCGACUCGUCCCCAUCUGUGACGUAAUGCCAGAAUAUUCCAUGCAGGACCAAAGGCUGCAAAAGCACAGUUUUUCUUCAAGAAGCAUUAGCAGUGAGAAGUCCUCCUCGGGCCAAAGCAAACCAAAGAGCAAAGGAUUAGCUCUCAGUGUUGGCCGUAGAAGCAAGUCUGAAUUUUACUCUACCUUAAAUGGCAGCUCUGUUGAUCACCCUGCCCAGUCCAAAUCCAAAAGCACAUGGUACAUUGACGAAGUUGGGGAGGACCCUGCCAAGUCACUUACUGAAACACCCCCUGAAUUCAACCAGUCCUCGCCGCCUUCCAGAGCUCCGGCUUCUGUUUCUUUGUCCAGUGACAACAAAUUCCACUCUCUACCCUUCAGCCUGAACAGGAAAGCUGGGCCCAAUGGCAGCAUGAGUCAUGGGCCCCUCUCCCUUUCUGUACAGUCAGUGAUGGGAGAGCAGCCUGAGCCUCCUUCUCCUGCUGCUCCCCCUUCACCACGGCCUCCCACCCCUCCCCGAGGACAGUCAGGUCUAGAAGUGGGCUCCCUGGUGGAGGUGAAGGAGAACCCGCCUCUCUGUGGUGUCAUCCGUUGGGUGGGUCUACCUCCUGGCCUACUGGAGCCUUUGGCUGGCCUUGAGUUGGAAGAAGAGUGUGCUGGUUGCACUGAUGGCACCUUCAAAGGUACGCGUUACUUCACCUGCCCACCCAAAAAAGCCCUGUUUGUGAAGCUCAAGUGCUGUCGGCCUGACUCCCGCUUCCCAUCCCUGCACCAUUCCUCCAACCCUAUAGAGCGUUGCAACUCCAUUGCAUUUGGGGGUUACCUGAGUGAGGUGGUACAUGAGAACACUCCUCCCCGCACAGAACAUGAUGGUUUGGAUGUCAUGGUGGGAAAAAAGAAAGGCAUUCAGGGCCACUACAACUCCUGCUACCUAGAUUCAACCCUCUUCUGUCUUUUUGCAUUUAGCUCAGUACUGGACACAGUUCUCUUGAGGCCACGCUCAAAGACUGAUGUGGAGUAUUACAGAGAGACCCAAGAGCUGUUACGUACAGAGAUAGUGAAUCCACUGCGCAUACAUGGGUAUGUGUGUGCUACUAAAGUGAUGAAGCUUAGAAGGAUCCUGGAGAAGGUGGAGGCUGCUUCCGGAUUUACCUCUGAAGAAAAAGAUCCUGAGGAAUUUCUCAAUAUCCUUUUUCAUCACAUACUGAGGGUGGACCCAUUACUCAAGUUAAGAUCAGCAGGACAAAAGGUCCAAGACUGUUAUUUUUACCAGAUCUUCAUGGAUAAGAAGGACAAGGUUGGAGUUCCUACCAUCCAACAGCUCCUCGAGUGGUCCUUCAUCAACAGUGACCUCAAGUUUGCAGAGGCUCCCUCCUGCCUUAUCAUCCAGAUGCCCCGCUUUGGCAAGGACUUCAAAAUGUUCAACAAGAUUUUCCCCUCGCUGGAGUUGGAUAUCACAGACCUCCUUGAAGACACUCCAAGGGAGUGUCGAAUCUGUAGUGGCCUGGCUCUCUAUGAGUGCCGCGAUUGUUAUGAGGAUGGUGACAUCACCGCAGGCAAAAUAAAACAGUUCUGCGAAAAGUGCAAUACCCAGGUUCACCUCCACCCGAGGAGGAAAGCACAUCGGCACGGCAAACUGUCUGUCCCCAAGGAGCUCCAAGAAGGCAUGGGCCGUCAGGGACACUUCCCCCGCCAGCGGAUGGAGCUGUUUGCUGUGCUGUGUAUUGAAACCAGUCACUAUGUGGCCUUCGUCAAGUACGGCAACGCAGAUUCGGCCUGGCUCUUCUUUGACAGCAUGGCUGACCGUGAUGGAGGGCAGAAUGGGUUCAACAUCCCCCAGGUGUCACCCUGUCCGGAGGUGGAGGACUACCUGAAAAUGACCCCAGAGGAGCUGCACACCCUGGAUCCAAAGAGCAUCCAGGGUCAGGCGCGACGCCUGCUGUGUGAUGCCUACAUGUGCAUGUACCAGAGCCCUACAAUGAGCCUGUACAAGUAAAACCCUCAGCCUCUCCCUGCGCCUCAUCAGCCCACCAACCCCACCAACAGGGCAGGAGAUGCCAAUAAAGACCAAAAAUGAAAAAUAAACUGAAGGAAGAAAGGCUGCCUGACAGUAGGGGGCGCUGUCCACAGUUAGCCGUCUCCACCCCAGCGCUCCUUAACGUCCGUCCAUCUCUCGAAGCUGGGCGGUGGGGGAGAUGGGGAGAAACCAGUUUGCACUGUGCAUUAGUUGAAGUGUUGUGUUCUUUAUGUCGUCCUAUGUAGCUUCCUUGUGUCUCACAGCUGAGCGUUUAAUGGUGAAUGAUGAAGAAAUGGCCUUAUGAAGAGUCGUUCUCUGUUAAGGGAGGAAGGAGAAAAUGCUCUGGGUGGGAAGGGUAUGCCCACAUUGCUGCGGCUGGCACAACAUGACCAAGAAAAACAAGAGAAACUAGAAGGGAGGACUUUUGGCCACCUCAUUUACCUUAAGAAAAAGGGAGUCAUGCUGUUCUUAAUCACUGUAGGAGAUGGGAGCUUUUCGUGAUGCCACUUUAAGGGAGUAAUGCAAUGUGCACAUCCUCAUCCAGUCAAUAUACACUGCUCUAAAAACAUGUAAAAUCCUCUUCAUAGCACCAAGUUCUGCAGCUAGUAACAUCAGUAGUAUAAUUGUCAGCCUACUGCACAGUUGCAUUUAUAACCGGAGUAUUCUACACUUUGUCACCCACUUUGCAUAUUCCCCACUUUGUAAACAUCUUUACAGUGUUUGUUUUGCAGGAACAGACAGACCAGUGCACAGGUAACGGAAGGUUCCACUACUUGGCUCCAUUCCUGCUCCACCCGUGCUGCACUUUGACUCCACACCCAAAUGGACCUUUCAGGAAACAUUAGCAUUUUGCUCCUUUAUUUUCUCCCGUUGGAAGUCACACAGAGUGUUAAUUUAUGUGUCAGGAGACAUCGGAGUUCUGUGUUACAGAAUACAAAUUUGGUUCCCCUCUGUGUAUUUGGGAAAUGGUCUUUCUAAUGCGGAGUAGAUGCCAGAUGAACACAUAAAGGGAGGCCGCUGUGAGACUUCCUGUUGGCCGAGCACACCGGGCAUUCAUUGGGUCAAAGAGGUGAAAUACUGGAAACGUUUGGCUUGGUAAUACGAAUUAAGAGUGUGAUUGGAAAGAUUUUGAUAUGCAGUUUACUGUAAGUUUUUUACUCUGUGUGUUGAUGAUUAAAUUAUAUUUUAUGUUUAUUUUCUCCACCCAUCACAGCAGUUCUAAUUCCCAGUGGGUGAACAGAGUAUUUCCAUGCUGCCUCUCAUGAAGAUGUGACAGUCAUGCAUCAGAUGACGUAAAAUCUUAGAUCAAAUGCAUUUAUUUAUUACAGUCUCAUAAUCUUACAAACGUAUUAACCUUUUAAGAAAAACUGGGGUUGAUGAGAAGUUUUAGGUACUGCUUAUCCUUUUUCACUGUAAUGGCAGUUUACACCGUCUCUUGCAACGAACCACUGCAAAGUUUGCAAAGAGUGCCGGGGAAAAGAGCCACCAGGCUUUUACACCGUAACUUUGACUCUGCAGUGAGUACAUAAUGGUCCCAUUCCAAACAGUGUUAAAUCAACUCCAUCUGUGUCUGCUAUAGUGUUAAAUCAUGUUGGUCAAUUCUAAUAGAGUUCCUUUAUACUAUGACAGAGAUGACACCAUUUUGAGUGGGACCAUACAGAAUGUACUCACUGUAGAGUCAUUUUAACUCUGCACAUUUGACUGUAAGUGUAUUUUAAGAGGGAAAAUACUUGAUUGGUGAUCCAGUGAUAUACCGGUGUUGAGUAGCUACAAUAUACUAUUAAUGCACGGUAAAUUUUGCAGAGUUAAAUAGACUCUGCAGUGAGUACGCACUGUGUGGUCCCAGUCCAAAGUGUGAAAUGAAUAACUGUUAGAGUUGAUUGAAUACUGUUUUGUAUGGUUCUCUAUGUACUCUGCAAAAUUUAUUGUAUACCUUUGUUGAUUUUAUAGACAGAAUUUCUUCUUUUUGUAAUAAAUAAACUUAAAAAUCCUUCUGAUGUUGCAAUCUUCUGACAUUGGCAUCACAACUUCAUUGGAUUUGGUUGUAAAGAGUCUAAGGUAUUGAGCCCAGAAGACAACACCCAAAAUGUUUUGUGAUUGUUUCCCCCGCCACUGGGAUUUAGGUCAGGAUGCUUUUUGUGCGAACAGUUACUGCACUGCAUAAGCUUAAUGCUUGUCACUGACUGGAACACGUCCUCCAUAAGAGCAGUGUUAAAACAGAGGAUGGACCUUUUAUUAUUUUGGUUGCAUUUGUACAGUAGACUUGUAUGUAAUGGGUGGAAAGUUAAUGUCAGUGAUGUUCCUGUAAAUGUUAAUGAAAUAAAUUUCAUUUUGAAGGGAA